GAAGCAUCUCCUACAAAAGAUAUUCCCCCAUCCUCAGCUUGUUCAGAAUUACCAGUAAUUUUUCAAUCAUCCACUUCAACUAUUGAAACUUACUCCGAUGAAGAAAACGAUAUAGGCUCUAUGGAUCCAAAUCUGGUACAAAAUGUUAUUUCUUCUGAAACGGAUCUUGACAAUGCCCCUAAACAGGUAGUAAAUAUCACUUCUGUUACAUCUAAUCUCAGCGAAAUUGAGCAAAGCUCAGAAUCUGCGUCAUCUAUCUGCACAGAAACUAAAUUAUUGGAGGAUAGGGAGGUUGAUGAAUUUCUGGAUUCAACGUAUAAGGAAAAGAUUAGUAACGAAAUAAGAGAAAUAAAUCAGGAAAAGAAGUUCAGAUCUCAAGACCCUUUAUCAUAUGAUAAAGAUAUUUCGCAAUCUAAUAAAAACAAAGUACAGAAAAUCAUGUUAGAAGUUUCUGAAAACUCUAGUCCGCAAUUACAAUAUACCGAUUCUAUUAUCUCCGAAGGAGGCACGGCUAAUGGUAAUGUAGAUAGGGACGUGACUAGCAAUACUAACUUUACACUUUUAUAUGAAAAACUUUGUGAUGCAAUAAUUCUUGCUGAUCGUAAAAUCCAAGAAUCUAUCGUGUGUUAUUGCCUAUUUGGAAAGGCUCUUAUUCAAAGACGUAAUGAAAUAGCAUCGGAAAAACAAGUUGAUCCAGAAUCUAAUAUAGUUAGAAGAAUUUUAAAUAAAGAAGUGAAAGCACAAUUGCCAGCAAAUACUUCUGAUAGCCUUUUACGUAAGAGAAUCGAAAAAGCAAAGAAGCUUUAUAAACUUUUCGAUGCAAUAGAUAAUAUAUCCUUUAAUUAUAACAUUCAAAUUGAGUUACAUAGUGAUGAGAAAAAUCCUGAGCAUAUGACCCAACUUUGUGAACCGAGUUCACGAA
Molecule: messenger RNA, 922 nt
Organism: Racocetra persica
Lineage: Eukaryota; Fungi; Glomeromycota; Glomeromycetes; Diversisporales; Gigasporaceae
Source: the annotation of a GenBank genome assembly